This is a messenger RNA of Pyrus x bretschneideri (Chinese white pear), 936 nucleotides long. RefSeq names its product probable disease resistance protein RPP1. The transcript has 4 exons. The coding region runs from base 1 to 936 and encodes 311 amino acids. NCBI's taxonomy places the organism in Eukaryota, Viridiplantae, Streptophyta, Magnoliopsida, Rosales, Rosaceae. The record is from RefSeq and is a predicted model, not a curated record. Gene Ontology annotation, biological process: defense response.
AUGACCGCUUCUCUAGACCCUCCCGAUUCUCUUCAUUAUCUUUACUGGCUGGGAUAUCCACUGGUAUCUUUGCUGUCAAUUUUUUGUCCAGGAAAUCUAGUUGAGCUUCAUAUACAAUUUAGCCGAGUUAAAAAGCUUUGGAAAAAAGAGCAGAGACUUGUGAACUUACAAGUUAUCGAUAUGUCGUACUCUUUAUAUGUAAUUGAAGUUCCAAAUCUCUCCGGGAGUCUAAAAAUUGUGAACAUAAAUCUCAACGGUUGUUUUAGUUUGGUUGAAAUUCCUUCGUAUUUUCAACAUCUCCACAAGCUUACUUGUCUUGAGCUUGGAUACUGCAUGACUCUCAAGUAUCUUCUAGAGAUGUCAGAAAAUAUUCAAUACUUAGAAUUACAAGACACUGACCUUGAGAAACUUCCAAGCAACAACUGUGAGCUGAAAGUCUCGAAUGUUUUGGGUAUUGCGAGCUGCACAUCUCUUGACGAGUUUUCUGAGCUUCCCAGGGAUAUAACUAAAUUAUCAUUGGUUGGUUUCAAGAGACUUGUGAGUCUACCAACCCACAUUUGUAAGUUGAAAUAUCUCGAGAAACUCGAUCUCUCUAGUUGCUCUGAACUUGAAAACUUCCCAGAGAUCUUGGAGCCAAUGGAACAUUUGAAGUCCUUAAAUUUAAGUGCAACAGUGGUUGAAGAGCUACCAUCAUCAAUCGAGUUUCUCCCUGCUCUCAAAAGAAUUCCAACUACGAGGUCCAUAUCGGCUCGUCGGAAAUACGCAUUGAAGAGAUCCAAAUCCCCUGAUUGGCCCUGCGCCGACGCCAUCGCCACCGUCGGAUUGCGAUUCGCGGAAGAUCAGACCAUGGAAUCAAUCGAGAGCGCCACGCGCUCAGGCUGCCAUACGCUUGAGGAGCGCCGAGAAGAAUCAGAAUACCACGAAUUCAAAGGAUGA